This is a messenger RNA of Phycodurus eques (leafy seadragon), 7163 nucleotides long. Its product is annotated as phospholipid-transporting ATPase ABCA1-like. Gene Ontology annotation, molecular function: ABC-type transporter activity; ATP hydrolysis activity; ATP binding. The record is from RefSeq and is a predicted model, not a curated record. Lineage: Eukaryota; Metazoa; Chordata; Actinopteri; Syngnathiformes; Syngnathidae. The transcript is spliced from 49 exons. Gene Ontology annotation, cellular component: intracellular membrane-bounded organelle; membrane. Bases 397 to 7041 code for a protein of 2214 amino acids. Gene Ontology annotation, biological process: transmembrane transport; lipid transport.
GUGUAACCGCACUGAACUUAGAUGCACGUCAAAUAUUUUUGGGUGAGAGAAGUGGGACAAAAUAUCGAUAUAUAUAUUUUUUUAGCAUCUGGUGGUAUUACAAGUUAAAUAUUUAGGGGACCAUGCAAAACAGGAAGCUCCCGUUUUGCUGAGCACAACAGGUAAUAAUAAUAAUAGUAAUAAUAAUAAUAUUAACUCCAAGAGCAGGUGCUACACCGUAAAACCCAAAGCCCGGGGAAGUGAAUGAUUAGUUGCACCCCCUGAGCCCCCCAGCCCAAGAUGUGCCGCUAGUCUGUAUUAUAAACCAAACUCUGGCUUUUAUCCCCUGCAGGGGUUUAUUAAGUGGACCGGUUGCCAUAGAGACGUGUUGGCAGGCUAUUGCCGGGAUAAGGCGUAAUGGGUCUCCCGACGCAGUUCGCUCUGCUCCUGUGGAAGAACUUCACUCUCCGGAAGAGACAAAAGGUGCGCUUGGUUGUGGAAAUCGUUUGGCCUCUGUUCCUCUUCUUCAUCCUGGUGUGGGUGCGCUUCACCAACGAGCCGACCAACAAAGGCCAAUGCCACUAUCCGAAUAAAGCCAUGCCAUCGGCCGGGAUGUUGCCUUGGAUUCAAGGUCUAGUAUGCGAGAUCAACAAUCCCUGUCUGAGUCAUCCGACGCCAGGGGAGACGCCGGGACAAGUCAACAACUUUAAUAACUCCAUAAUUUCCAGGGUGCUGAUUGAGCUGCAAAACCUCCUGGUAAACAGAUCCAUCUUCAGCAAGGCGCAACGACUGGCCGAUGACGUCACCCAAUGGGCCUCGGUCUUGUCACCAGCUGACGCUGGCAACGGACAAGCAAUUCAACUGACGACUAUUUUGAAAGAAGGCGAAACCUUCUCGACACACUUGAGAGAGAAUCUGUCAGUGCCGCUACUGGUGGUUGAGAGCCUCAUGGCCGCUAAGCUUUCUGUCAACCCGACAACAGGCGUCCCGACACCCGGUCACCUGUGGAGCGUCUUGUGCAAGGGCGAAGACUUGAACCAGUACAUCCAGUUCGCCAGCCCGUUAGACAGGGAGGCUUUCCAGAACGCAAGCUGCUCCCUGGGCCCUCAGCAGCUCAGUGACACCCAGCGAGUGCUCCUGCAAAACCUGGACCUGAGCAAAGUCUUGGCUCAGCUGCCUACAGCUUUGGAUUUGGAUGCCGUCGGCGUGACGACGCUGCUCACGACGACCACGGCAGACGCCCUCCCCGUUCUCCAGGAGGUGCGCCGUUUGCAGAACUCUGUGAUCCUCGCAGGGUCGCUGGAUUUCCAGAGGGACAUGAUUGGCAGCGUCAAUAUGCUUCUGUGUGGAAAGCAGCUUGACUCCAAUUCCACCAACAUGACCCUCGGCUCCCUGUCGCUCACACGAGUGGUUAGCAACCAGUCAAUCUCCAGCGAGCGCAACACUUCCAGUUCUUUUUGUCAAACCCUCAUUGAGACUCUGGAGGGAACCCCUAGUCUCCGCUACCUCUGGAGCACCUUCAAGUUUGUUUUCCGAGGAAAAAUCCUCUUCACACCCAAUUCCCCAGCUGCACGCCUCAUCGUGAAAGAGGCUAAUAGCACCUUCAGUGCCUUGGCGACGUUAAAAGAAAUUGCCGACACGUGGGACGAACUGGGGCCACGUGUUUGGGAAUUCUUUCAGAACAGCCCGCAGGUCAACACAAUACGGACUUUGCUGGCUAGUCCGGGUUUUGCCGCCGCCCUGGACCAGCGUCUUAACGGCACCGGCUGGACCGCCGCCCUGCUCGCCAACUUCCUGUACAGCGGCCCCCCAGAGGACCGACCUGCCGAGGUACCGCCCCAUGACUGGCGGGACUUUUACAACGCCACCACUCAGAUCCUUCAGCUUCUGUCCGACGUCCUUGGCUGUUUGGACCUGAACAAGUUUGAGGCCACCCCCAGCGAAAACCAGCUGGUGGGCAAAGCACUGGAGCUCCUCAAGAACGACACCUACUGGGCCGGCGUCGUCUUCGUCAACCUGCCGCCAGACGCCAACCGACCCCCUCCUCACGUUCACUACAAGAUCCGCAUGGACAUCGAAGAGGUGGAGCGCACCAACAAAAGGAAGGAACGGUCAUGGUCUCCGGGGGCCCGAGACAACUCUUUUAACGACCUGCGCUAUAUUCGGGGAGGCUUCGCCUACCUGCAGGACAUGAUCGACCACGGCAUCAUACGAACGCACACGUCCGGGACCCAGCCCCUCGGUGUUUUCGCUCAGCAAAUGCCGUACCCUUGCUACGUGGAUGACACCUUCGUCCGAGGCAUCGGAGGAAUCCUCCCCAUGUUCCUGGUCCUGGCCUUCACGUACACCACGUGCAUGACCAUCAAAGGCCUUGUUCUGGAGAAGGAGCUGCGGCUCAAGGAGGUUCUGCGCGCGGUGGGCGUGCGCGACAGCGCCCUUUGGCUGGCCAGGUUCACCGAGAACAUGGUUCUGCUCGCCAUUCCGUGCGCCCUACUUAGUGUCAUGGUCAAGUAUGGCAAAGUGCUGCAGUACAGCGACCCCUCAGUCAUCUUUGUCUUCCUGCUGGUGUUCUGCCUGGCCACCGUCACCCAGUGCUUCUUUAUCAGCGUCUUCUUCUCCAAGGCCAACCUGGCGGCGGCGUGCGGUGGCCUCAUCUACUUUGUCCUCUACCUGCCGCACGGCCUUUGCUACGCCUGGAGGGACGUCAUAGGUUUCGGAGCCAAAGUCGCCGUGAGUUUAUUGUCCUGCGUGGCAUUCGGCUUUGGGUGCGAGAGCUUCUCCAAGUACGAGGAGCAAGGCGUCGGCAUCCAGUGGUCCAACAUUGGCCGGAGUCCCGACGAGGGCGAGCGCUACACCUUCGUCGUGUCCAUCGCCAUGAUGCUGUUCGACGCCGGCCUCUAUUGGACGCUCACUUGGUACAUCGAAAACAUCUUCCCAGGCCAGUAUGGGAUCCCCAGGCCGUGGCACUUCCCGUUCACGGCGUCUUACUGGCGCGGGAGCACCUGCGUGCCUGGCGACCAUUUGCGAAAGGACGACGGCGGCGGCACGCACAACGAAUAUGUGGAGAAAGCCGACCCCCGUCUGAGAGCCGGGGUGUCGGUGCGAAACCUGGUCAAAAUCUACAAGACUGGAAACAAGCCGGCUGUGGACGGGCUGAGCGUGGACUUCUACGAGAACCACAUCAGCUCCUUCCUGGGCCACAACGGAGCCGGGAAAACCACUACCAUGUCAAUUCUGACGGGCCUGUUCCCGCCCACGUCGGGCACCGCCCUCAUCAACGGGUACGACAUCCGCACGGACGUGGACGGCGCCCGGAGGCACCUGGGCAUGUGCCCCCAGCACAACGUCCUCUUCAAUGAGCUGACGGUGGAGGAGCACAUCUACUUCUACGGCCGUCUGAAGGGACUCAGUCGUGCCGAGGUGAAGGCAGAGACGGAGCAGAUGAUCCAGGAUGUCGACCUGCCGCACAAGCGACAAGACCUAGCCAAGAACCUGUCAGGCGGCAUGCAGAGGAAGCUGUCGGUGGCCGUCGCCUUUGUCGGCGGAUCAAAAGUCGUCAUCUUAGACGAGCCCACGGCGGGGGUGGACCCAUACGCCCGCAGGGGGAUCUGGGAGCUACUACUCAAGUACAAACAAGGCCGCACCAUCAUCCUGUCGACGCACCACAUGGACGAGGCGGACAUCUUGGGCGACCGCAUCGCCAUCAUCGCCCACGGCAAGAUGCGAUGCUGCGGCUCAUCGCUGUUCCUGAAGAAACGCUUCGGCACGGGCUACUACCUCACGCUGGUCAAGGAGCAGGAACGUCCUUCAAGGAGGAGCGGCGUACACGACCGCGCCGCCGUCGGGAGUCGAACCGGCAACGGAGUCCAUCCGUCAGAUUUGACAGCAGUGGGUGAGCUGGUGCGGCGCCACAUCCCAGGGGCGCUCUUCUUGGAGCGCAUCGGCCAGGAGCUCACCUACGUCCUGCCCUACGACGGCGCCCGGGACGGCACUUUCUCCCAGCUCUUCCGCGAGCUCGACCUGGUCAGGGUCGACCUGGGCUUGACCAGCUACGGCAUCUCUGACGCCACACUGGAAGAGAUUUUUUUGAAGGUGGCUGAAGACACGGGAGUGGAUGCAGCAGACAUUUCAACGACAAAGCGGAAUAGCGUAUCGGCCGCCACCGUCCAUCCCGAAACGGAACAGGAGCCGAGCGGUGACACGGAAAUGUUUGCCAGUCAAGUGGAAGGUUUACAGAGGGACGCCCGUGUCGGCGGUAGGGGCUCGGCAGUCAUCGGUGGGUGGGAGCUGAUCAGGAGGCAGUUCCUGGCGCUCUUCAUCAAGCGCUUCCACCAUGCCCGGAGGAGCCGCAAGGGACUCAUUUCCCAGGUGGUUUUGCCUGCUGUUUUCGUGUGCCUCUCCCUGAUCUUCUCACUCAUCGUUCCGCCAUUCUCCGAAUAUCCCAGUCUUGAACUGCAACCCUGGAUGUACGGCUUGCCUCAGACCACCUUCUUCAGUAACGAUGCACCGGGAAAUGCAGAGGCAUCUAAGGUGGUGGAAACCCUGUUGAACAAUCCCGGCUUCGGAACGCGUUGCAUGGAUGGCGACCCGAUCCCGGGUCUACCUUGUGUCUCCCACCUCUCCGAUUGGCUCACGCCAUCUGUGGACCAGUCGGUGUCCGACGUUUUCCUGGAGGGCAACUGGAGCAUGUCCAAUCCCUCCCCUUCCUGCCAGUGCAGCACUCCUCAACGCCAAAUCAUGCUGCCCGACUGUCCGCCCGCCGCAGGGGGGCUCCCGCCUCCUCAGAGGAUCCAGAACACAACCGACACGCUCCUGGAUUUAACGGGACGAAAUAUGACCGACUUCCUGGUCAAGACCUUUGAGCAGUCCGGCAAAACCAGGUACGGCGGGAUCUCGGUUGGCGCUGUCAACUCUCAAGUCCGCCUGAGCGAGGCAGAGAUCGAGGCCACGUUCCAGGAUCUGAAAGAUAUCUUCAAUUAUUCCCAGGCCAACGUGACGGACGAGCUCCUCCGCACAGCCGAAACGCUUCUCAAGAAGCUGGGAACUAAACACAAUCUGAAGGUGUGGUUCUACAACAAGGCGUGGCACGGCCUGGUGUCGUUCCUCAACGUGGCCGACAACGCCGUACUGAGGGCGGGCGUGGCGGUGGGCGAAGACCCCCGGCGUUACGGCAUCUCGGCAUCCAGUCACCCCCUCAACCUGACCAAGGAGCAGCUCUCCUUCGUGGCCUUGGCCACGACCUCCACAGACUUGGUGGUGUCCAUCUGCGUCAUCUUCGCCAUGUCCUUCAUCCCCGCCAGCUUCGUCCUCUUCCUCAUCCAAGAGCGGGUGAGCAAAGCCAAGCACCUGCAGUUCGUCAGCGGCGUCAACCCGGCCGUCUACUGGUUGGCCAAUUUGGCCUGGGACAUGUGCAACUACGCCGUCCCGUGCAUCAUCGUCGUCGUCAUCUUCCUCUGCUUCCAACAAGAGGCCUACGUGUCUGCACCCAACCUGCCCGCUCUGGUUCUGCUGCUGGUCUUCUACGGGUGGUCCAUCACGCCCACGAUGUACCCGGCGUCGUUCGUGUUCAGCGUGCCCAGCACCGCCUACGUGGUGCUCACCUGCGUCAACCUCUUCAUCGGCAUCAACGGCAGCGUGGCCACCUUCGUCAUGGAGCUUUUGGAUGACGACAGUGUGUCGUACAUCAACGACAUCGUGAAACAAGUGCUCCUCAUAUUCCCGCACUUCUGUCUUGGCCGAGGACUGAUUGACAUGGCUAAGAACCAGGCCACGGCCAACCUCUUCAGCAGCUUUGGCGUGGAUCGCUUCAAGGAGCCGCUUAGCUGGGAGAUGGUCGGAAAGAACCUCUGCGCCAUGGCCAUCCAAGGAGCUGUCAUGUUUGCCAUCACCCUUCUCAUACAGUACAAGUUCUUCUGUAAACCCAGGUUUAUUUCGGCUAAGUCGUACUCCGUGGAGGAAGAGGAUGUGGACGUGGCUCGCGAACGGAAGCGGGUGUACGCGGGGAAGGCCCAGAACGACCUUUUGAGGAUCUACGAUCUGACGAAGGUGUAUCCAGGGAAGCGCACCCCCGCUGUGGACCGGCUAUGUGUGGGCGUACCUGUGGCGGAGUGCUUCGGCUUGCUGGGAAUCAACGGGGCAGGGAAGACCACCACCUUUAAGAUGCUGACUGGAGACAUCCCCGUUUCCAGCGGCGAGGCCUUCCUCAACGGACACAGCAUAAGAACCGAAAUGCGGGACGUGCACCAGAACAUGGGCUAUUGCCCCCAGUUCGACGCCAUCAACGACCUGCUGACGGGCCGAGAGCAUCUGGAGUUCUACGCCAGGCUGCGAGGGGUUCCGGAAAAGGAGGUCGCCACGGUGGCUGAGUGGGGCGUCCAGAAACUGGGCCUGGUCAAGUACGCCGCCAAGCCGGCGGGCACCUACAGCGGUGGCAACAAGCGCAAACUUUCCACCGCCAUCGCCUUGAUCGGCUGCCCUCCCCUCGUCUUCCUGGAUGAGCCGACCACUGGCAUGGACCCCAAAGCCCGGCGCUUCUUGUGGGACUGCAUCCUGAGCGUGGUCAAGGAAGGACGCUCUGUCGUUCUCACCUCACACAGUAUGGAGGAGUGCGAAGCGCUGUGCACCCGCAUGGCCAUCAUGGUGAACGGACACUUCAAAUGUCUUGGCAGCAUCCAGCAUCUUAAGAGCAGGUUCGGCGACGGCUACACGGUGAUGGUCCGCGUGGGGGGCCGCCCCGCGCUCUUGAAGCCCGUCGAGGACUUUGUGGAGCGGACGUUCCCGGGGAGCGUCCUGAAGGAGAAACACCACAACACGCUGCAGUACCAGCUGCCAGGCCGCCAGGGGGCGCUGGCGCACAUCUUCCGACACUUCGCCGAGCAGCAGGAGAAGCUCGGCGUGGACGACUACUCCGUGUCCCAGACCACCCUGGACCAGGUGUUUGUGAAUUUUGCGAGGCGGCAGCACAGCGAGGACGACUCUCAGAGCUACGACAACCUGGUGGACAUCUCCGAUGAACUACCGAUGCAGUCCACCCAGACCUCCCCAGGGUCCUCGAAGGUCUAGCAUCCUGCAAAAUGAAAAGCCUUACACAUUGCACUGAACUAUGGAUCAGCCAUAUUAUUUAUUUUUAGAUACAAAUCUCUACUGCACUUAUUGUCCAUCUUAAAUAUGAUUGCAUGCUGACU